This is a messenger RNA of Ostrinia nubilalis (European corn borer), 5458 nucleotides long. RefSeq names its product enhanced level of genomic instability 1 (gene elg1). The transcript has 3 exons. The record is from RefSeq and is a predicted model, not a curated record. NCBI's taxonomy places the organism in Eukaryota, Metazoa, Arthropoda, Insecta, Lepidoptera, Crambidae. Gene Ontology annotation, molecular function: DNA clamp loader activity; chromatin binding; ATP binding. Bases 168 to 4100 code for a protein of 1310 amino acids. Gene Ontology annotation, biological process: mitotic DNA replication checkpoint signaling; DNA damage checkpoint signaling; DNA repair.
UGACACAAUCUGAAAUACCGCCAAUUUGUUUGUUGCCGAAUUAAUUUUAUUUCGUUAGUGGUAUUAUUUACGUAAUUUGUAAUUGUAUUCUCAAUUAGUUAUCAACAGACACUUUGUUUACUCCAAUGGUGCUGGUGUACUAUUAUUUGGAUCUUUCAUGAUUGGGAAUGUCCACUUCUUUUAAAACAGUGAUUGAUCCUGAAUCAAGUCUAGGACAAAUUCUUAGUAAAACUAGUGGUAAAAAAACAGUAAAAACAAAGAAAAGAAAGUGUGUUCUUAAGUCAAAAGAAAACAUACUCAACCCGCAGUGUCGUAGAGAACUCAAAAAAAGACUCAAAAAGUAUAAGUUGAGACGGGAUGGACAAGAGGACCAGGAAGUUCUUGAUGUCUCUCAAAUUCUAGUUACAGCAUUAAAAAUAAAAUCACCAACCAGUAAUAUAAACAGUAAUGGUAAUGAUAAACUUGAUGAGAUAAUACCCAAAAAUUACUUAUUCAAAAUGGGAAGACGUAAGCAAAUUAUCAAAAAGAGAGACCUUGAUGAUUGUAGUAAAGCUGCUAUCACAAAUCACAUAGAUGACAAAAUUGAUGUGUUUCAUUUAAAAGAUUCAGAAAACAGUAAAAUAUCAGAAGAACAUAAACAUGUGCAAAAUGAAGUUAAAGAGACAGGUGAUGAUAUUACCAUUAAAAGUAAAGACAAAAAACAAAAUGCAUUUCAAUUAAUGAUGGAGUCAAGGAACAAAAGCAUCGGUAGUAAUUCACCUGGCAAAGAUAAAGUUGUUGAUGAAUCUGAGCUUUUAGAAACAGUUGAAAGGAAAAGUAUCAAAGCCAAAAGAACAUUGUUAUUGCAAAAGAUGGCAGAAGCUAAAGGCUCACUUAAAAAAAAAGAGAUGGAAGAGUACCAAGAAAAAUGCAUCAAGAAAAAGAUGGAAAAAAGAGCAGAGAGAUUAAAGAAAAUGAUUACUACUAAAAAACCAGAACAGGAUGACAGUGAUGUUGAAAUUGUUACUGUUGAAAACGAAAUUCCUUCAAACAACAAUGUUAAAAAAGAAACUUCUACAAACAACAAAGUUAAAAAAGAAAUUCCUACAAACAACAAUGAUGUUUCAGCAUCUGGUAAAAAGACUUUAAAAUUAGUCAAUAUUUUUCAGGAUUCCAUACAGAAUGUAAAUGAUUCUAAAAGCAGGGUUAAGAAAAUCAAAGAAGAUGAUGAAUUCCUAAAAAAGUUAUCCCCUUCUCUUAAAAAGAAGGAAAAUAUGCUAUGCUAUUUCAAAAAAGUUGAAAAGGAACAAGAAUCAGAUGAUGUAUUUAGUUCUCAAAAUGUGGAUGAUGAAGAUGAUGAUGAUCCAGUUAUUAUCAAAGUUAAAAUGACACCUAGAUCAAAGAAAUCAAAAAAGAAAAAAUUAAGUCUGAAUAAAGAUGGGGUAAAACAGAAUGUGGUAAACGAAAAUGAUGAAAGUGCCUCAAAUAAAAUUUUAGUUAUUGAUGUAGCAUCUGAAGACAACUUGGCACUGGAAAAUAGUAAAGAUGUAGAUGAUUUAAAUGUAGCGCGGCCAAGACGUAAUGUUAAGAGACCUGCUAAGUAUAUUGAUGAUGUUAAAGCAUCCAGUUCUGAUGAAGAGAUACAUAUAUUUACUCCAAAAAAGAAAAAACAUGUUAAAAACAGCAAUAAUGUUGCUGAAACUAAAAUAGAAGUUAAGGUUCCAGAACCAUCCAGAGCAAGCUCAAGUAAAGAAGAAAAGAAAACGGCUAGUGAAAAAAAGAAUGUCAAAUUAAUCAAAGAGGACAAACAGAAGAAGCCUACUAAGUUAGCACCUAUUUUUGCUUCCAAACCACAGUUAGACGCAGCAGCCAUAGAGGCUAAACAAAGAUUUUUGAGUAGUGGGGUUCCUGAAAGACUUAAAAAAACAAUUGAAAAACAAAAAGAGCAAAAUAUAGGGCAUAAUAAUUUUCACACUGUUUUUCAUGUUCGGCAAAAAGAAUCUGCUUCUCCCGAAAAGAAACUUGAUUUUCGAUUUCAGCUUAGUGAUGUGGGAGAAGAUCAUGUAAAUAUAGUACCUAAAACUAAUUUCUUUAAAAAUAUUAUAUGUUCAAUCCAACCUGUAAUGAGAAAUGAAAGUCUACUAUUUGAGAAAAAUAAAAUCCAUGAUACAUUGCAAAAAAUUAAACUAAUGUAUCCAAGAUUUCCUGUUUAUCUUACAUAUCGUAUUUUAAGAGAUAAAAAUAGGGAAGAAUGCAGAGACUACAGCUAUCUUGAUUUGGACAACAGUAUAGAAGUAAUGAAUGGAUUGAUUGAUUUUAACAAUGAAAGCCCAGAUAAACUUAAUUGGACUGAUAAAUAUAAAGCCUUUUCAAGUAAACAGCUCAUUGGAAAUUUUGAAUGUAUCAAAGAACUAAAAAAAUGGCUGGUGUCUUGGACUGAAAAUGAUGUAAAAUUUAAAAAGCCCAAUGGUGCAGAUUCUGACUCUUCAGAUUUUUACAAAUCAGAUACAGACAGUAAAGAUAGUAUACAAAGCACCAAUAACUUAUUAGUGCUGAAUGGACCUGUGGGAAGUGGAAAAACUUCAAUUGUGUAUGCUGUUGCUGCUGAACUAGCAAUAAAAGUACUAGAGGUUAAUGCUAGUAGUAAAAGGACAGGCAAAAUUAUGUUACAAGACUUACAGGAAGCAACACAAUCGCACAAAGUUAAUAGAGGCAAGAGCAGUCAGGAGAGUUCUCAAAAAUCCCAAGAAAUAGUAGCAAGUAAUGUAAAAGAAAAUAAGGUGAAAAAGCGUGGCAGACCAAAGAAAACUGCAGUUGUCGAAGUUGAAGCUACUUCAAAAAAGGCUCAACCUUUGUCUAAUACUGAGGCGCUUAUCCAACCUAAUAGCCAGGAUAGUAAUCGAACUUGCAUGUCUCUUAUUCUUAUAGAUGAUGCUGAUAUAGUAUUUGAACAAGAUGAUGGAUUUUGUUCAGCCAUUGUGCAAUUAGUCCAUUGCUCUAAACGCCCUGUAAUAUUAAUCACGUCAUCAAUGACUUGUCCACACUUGCAAAGAUUUUUACAGAUAGCCAAAAUUUUACAUACCAAACCAUUUAUGCCAAGAAUGUUGGGAACAUGGCUGGACAUACUGUGUCUAGCUGAUACUGGCAUGUGUUGGCCAGGAUUAGGCGCGAAGAUUUUAGACUAUUUCGAUGGAGACAUAAGAAAAUCGAUAAACUUCUUACAGUUUAACACAGUUAGAGAUUCAUCAAUUGAUAAAGAAAAUGCUUCUCAAAAUAGCGAAACAUAUAAAACUGAGCAGGAAGACGAAAAUUCAAGCAUGUCCUGGGCAGACCGUGAAAGUAAUGAGGAAAGAAUUGAGAAGUGUCAAGUUUCUAAUAUUAUAGAUGACAAUAUUUGGCAUUAUUUUAUGAAAGAGCAAGUAAAUUUAAUUGGUUUGGAACCACCUGUACAGUUGUUUAAUAUAUGGUGGAAUGUGCCAAGGCUUUUGAAUGCUUCUUCAAAUUGUAAUGUUUAUGAUGAGGGUGAAACAAAUGAAAGUCCUAUUGUAAAAAGCAAAAUCAAAUUAGGACUGGACGCAAUGUCAAAUGUUGUUGAUAUGAUAUCUUUAGCAGACUGUUAUAAACAUAAAGAUAUGGUAUUUUCUCUUACUACAGUUCCAUGGGCAAAUUUCGAAAGUCAUAGUGUCUCUGAACAAGAAAAUUUAGAUAAGUACGACAGAAACCAAGAGAUAAUGAACCAGAUUUCUCUAAGUCUUGUUAAGGGCAGUAUAAAGACAGCGCAAAAUGCAUUGGAUUUGGAACAUAAAACAAACAUAGAUUUUCCAGGACUGUUAAUGAAAAGAGAGCGGGAUAAGGUUGCUUCGCGCCACAAUAGUAUUACAAGUUACUUGAAUCCAUCAUCAGCUUUAGAUCGGCGUGCGCUUGCGCUAGAUUAUUGGUCGAGUUGUCGAGCGAUAUGUCGAGUCGAAAAGUCAAGAACAGAUAGUAACUCCAAAAGGAAUAACCGGUUUUGUCAUUAUCUCAAAUCGGUAAACAUUUUGUCUAAAAGUCAAUCUUUCGAUAACUUAGGUGAUAGUUUAUCUUUUCGAGACUUGCAUGAAAAUGGUGUCGAUGGAAGAUAAAAUAGGUAUAAUUCCUUAUUAUCAAUGUUAUAAAAGGUUUUGGUUAUUAAUGUAAGAAAUCAUGUGCGUAGAUUGUUCGCCUGUCUGCGUAACACAAAGGAUCGAAAUAGUUUAAUUAUACAUGGACAAUUGAAUUGUUGCAUAUUUAUUUUAGUUUAAGAAGUUAUAAUAAUCUUUCACUUGCUAGGUUUUGAUUUCAUCGCAUUUAACUUGGAAACUAUAAUCCCAUUAUGUAAAAGCAGUAUGAUAUUGGAGGAUUUUUAGUUUUUAUCAGUUUAGUUCCCCUUUACUUCUAACUUUAAAUUGUUACAUCUGAUUUUUUAUAUUUCCCUGUUAGAUAAAGUUGUUUUUAUUGACGACAGGCUUCGCCUGCGUGGGUCUAGACAUGUCACAGUACGUUUUUAUCGCACGUCCAAUGUCCAAAAACAUCUUGUUUGUUACUAAAAACUAUGAUUUUCGGUAUCAGAGCUUACACAAAUUUCAUCUCCCAUUUCACGCAAUACUUAUGCACCUUACAUAUUAAUUUAUUAGAGGGUCCUAAAAGUCGCCCAUAAAAUGCGUUCAAUAACGCCCUGCAUAAUAUUAAUAAUGUGCAGACUGACAAGUGCACCGCACCUUUAGAUAAUUUAAUUUGUUUUUCAUUUAUAAGAGUAAUGUUUCCAAGUUUUUGUAAAAUAUUUUGUGUAACUUUUCUUUCAAAUUAUGUUUCAGUUUUUAGUUAAUGCGGACGUGACGUAUGCUUAGUACAUAUCAAGUAAACUGUAAAAGUAAUUUUAGCACAAUAUAAAAUAAUCACAUUAUUCAGAUCAUUAUGUAACCUAUUACUUUUUUAUGUAACCUAUCACUAAAAUAGCUUUAUUUUGAAAUAGAGGACUUUGCGUAAUUUGAAAAUCACAUCAAAAUUUAAGUAAACUAUGAUUUAUGUAAGAUUUUAAUGUGUAUAAAACAAAUAAUGAUUACAGAGUGCUAGUAAUUAAUUAAGUUCCAUUUGAAUUUUUGUAUCUGUACCUAGUACCUAUUCAUCAAAAUAAGAAUAUAUGUAUUUUAUCAUCAUCAUUUUCAGCCAUAGGACGUCCACUGCUGAACAUAGGCUUCCCCCAAUGAUUUCCACUAUGUAUUUGCUGACAUUCUAUUUUGCAUGUAUUUAUUUUACGAUCUUUGUUUUUCAGUAUCAUUGAUAUACAAGUAUCAUUACUUUUUUUAUUAGGUUAUAAAUUAUAAUUUUACAUUCACAAAAAAUGGUGGCGCAUGCAUGGGAACAAGUGAUACGUUUCCUUUCCUUAUCAUAUUUGCAAAUAAAUGUAAAUACCUAUGUUGUUACAAUUUUAAUGAUUAAUAAAUAUUUAAUGAAUUCCAAA